This is a messenger RNA of Medicago truncatula (barrel medic), 3857 nucleotides long. RefSeq names its product protein WHAT'S THIS FACTOR 1 homolog, chloroplastic. The transcript is spliced from 8 exons. The coding region runs from base 653 to 1903 and encodes 416 amino acids. The record is from RefSeq and is a predicted model, not a curated record. NCBI's taxonomy places the organism in Eukaryota, Viridiplantae, Streptophyta, Magnoliopsida, Fabales, Fabaceae. Gene Ontology annotation, molecular function: RNA binding.
GAAAAUCAAGUGAAAUUGGUUCAUUUUGAAAUCAUUUAUGGUAUUUCAAUGAAAUUGAAACCGGCUAUUGUUAUGAAAUUUGAAUGUUAUUAGAAUUGAUGUAACAUUGAAACCAUGUAUUGUUAGUUGAUUUUGAAACUGUUUCAACAGGAAAAGUUAAGAUGAAAAGUCGGGAUGCGUAAAGCAUCACUUUGAAUAUGAUGAUCGGUUUUUAGUAUUAUUUUGUUGAAAUUUUUUAUGAACGACACCGAAAUGGGUCGUAUUGUAUAUUAUAUGAUUUAUAUAUUUUAGUUUAUUUUUAAAGCUGCCACCCCAAAAUUUUAGGUCUGGCUCCGCCACUGCCCUCUCUUCUUUUUUUUCCAUUUUCCCUUUCAUUUCUCACUAUUUUUUCCUUCCUCGGGUGUGGAAAUAGGACAGAAAGACAAUAAAAAAACAUCAUGGGUUUUGGUUCUUUCCUUGUUUUUUCAGUUACUCUUCCAUUGAUUUUCUCAUAGAUCUACCUUCUUCCAUUUUCAUCUGGUCAACUAAACUUUGUGCAUUGUUUCAUUGAGGAAAUUGUUUCGGAUAUAAAACUGUAUGCUUAAUUGCUUAUUUUUUUAUGUAGUAGAAUUGUGCAUUGUGGUUUGAAACAACCAAACCAGUAACAGAACCAAUGUUCCGUCAUCAAACCAACAUCAUUAUUCUCCUCCGAACCUCCUCAAAAAGACACUAUUGUCUAUGGUCAAGUAAAAAAGACCCAGACUUAGAAUCAGCACUAUCGCGAAACAAACGUUGGAUAAUUAACAACCAAAUCAAAAACAUUAUCCUCCGUUACCCUAACAACCAAAUCCCAAUUCAAACUCUUCAGAAGAAAUUCAAAACCCUAGAUCUUCAAGGUAAAGCCCUUAACUGGAUUUCCAAAUACCCUUCUUGCUUCCAGUUUCAUCAAGAUCACGUUCUUCUUACUAAACGCAUGAUGGAGCUUGUUCAUGAAGAACAAUCCUUGAAAGAUUCCCUUGAAUCUGUUUUUGUUCCACGUCUCGCCAAAUUGCUCAUGCUUUCUUUGAAUAAUUGUUUGAAUGUUAUGAAGAUCAAUGAAAUUAAGAAUAGUUUAGGCUUUCCUGAUGAUUAUUUGAUUGGGAUUGUGGCAAAAUAUCCGGAUUUGUUUCGAAUUAGGAAUGAGAGUGGGAGGAGAAGUUCUAUGGUGGUUGAGUUGAUGAAAUGGAACCCUGAUUUUGCUGUUUCUGAAGUUGAGGCUUUGGCGAUGAAGAACGGGGUUGAGGUGAAUUUUUCGUGUUGUUUGCCUUCUAGUUGGGUGAAAUCGUUGGAGAAAUUUCGCGAAUUUGAGUUGGUUCCUUAUGUUUCGCCUUAUUCUGAUCCGAGGGGGUUGGUGGAAGGGUCUAAGGAAAUGGAGAAAAGGAAUGUAGGUUUGGUUCAUGAGUUGUUGUCAUUGACUCUUUGGAAGAAGAUUUCAAUUAUGAAAUUGGGUCAUUUUAAAAGGGAGUUUUUUUUGCCUGAUAAGGUGAAUGUUUUGUUGCUUAAGCAUCCUGGGAUAUUUUAUGUUUCUAAUAAGUAUAGGAUUUAUACUGUUUUACUUAGAGAAGGGUAUGUUGGGUCUCAAUUAGUUGAUAAGGAUCCUCUUGUGGUUGUUAAAGAGAAAUUUGGGGAGAUUAUGCAGGAAGGGCUUCAUGAGUAUAACCAGAGGCGGCGACUUGUUAAUAUCGAAAAGAGGAGAAAUAAAGGUCUUCCUUUGAAUAGGGUGGAUGAGGAUCACAUGAAGGGUAGAAGAAGGAGAAGAAACAGGGAAGUGUUUGAUGAAGAUGAUGAGGUUGAGCGAGAAAAUGGUAAUAAGCUGGGAGGGUUGCUUGACCCUGAAGAAAGAAAAAGGUUUUACAAAGUUCUUUUUGAUGAUGAUGGUUCAUGAAUGAAGAUUUGCUUAGCCUAGGACCUAGGUGUGGUGCAUGGAACAGUGUUUCAAAAAUCAAACAAACAAAACUGGACGGUUUAAUUGGCUGAACCUUGAUCUAUUUUUCAUCAGAGUUUGGUUGUUUUUGUUGAUUGACUGUGGUUUUGUCCUAGCUUAAUGUGGUUGAAUCUGACCAAAACAGAAGUCUCGUCACUUCAAUGUUCGGUUGUUUUUGCGGAUUGACUGCAGUUUUGUCCCUAUUGAAUCUGAUCAAAACAGAAGUCUCAUCCCUUCAAUGUUUGGUUAUUUUUUUAACAUCCCUUAUUCUAAAUGCUUAUUAGGUCAUGCAACCAUUAACCCUAAUUUUUCCCUCUAAUUUAUCUAUCAUUAAAUGCUAAGCAUACAAUCCUAAAAUAUUUCCCUCCUAUGAAAGUUCAAUUUGAAUUUCAAAUUUCAAACUGACCUUUGGUGUAUCCUAUGCAAUCCCAAAUAAUCUCCUACUCUGAUUUAUGCGGUUUACCAAGGCCAUAUUAACGUGUUACACUACAACAAAAAAUCCAUCGCAUCCUCCAAAAUCCAUCGCCUCCUUCAAAUUCUCUCAACUUCUCAAAAAAUCCAUCGCCUCCUCCUAUUCCUCUGGUCCGACCUCCACCACUUUACCUUCUAUCUUUCAAACCUUCUGAUUGAUUAACGAUUCCGUCGGCAACCUUCCCAAACCUUCUGAUUGGCUUUCGGUGGGAACAGGAAGCGCGACAACGAUUCCGACGGCAAAGAUAGUUCUUCCAAGAGAAAAACAGAACGGUGGAGAGCUUCCGAAUAAGAAGGUGUUGAAGAUUAUUGAAAAUAAGAAGGAAGUUGAUGAAACUAUCUGCAAGCCUGAUGAUGAAGAGCUUUGGCAAAUAUUCUUGAGAACAGGAACCAACCACAAGAUGUAGAAGACAUAACUAACAAAGAUAUCAUAGACAGAGUUCACAGAAAUUGUUGGGAGGGAAUUAUUGGCAUCGUUGAUGAUGCACGAGUCAAUAAAUAACAAAUUGUGGAGUCCGAGCAUUUAAUGAAAGCCCUCCUGGAGCGAAGGGAUGGUUUGGCUCAAAGGAUAUUUACAAAGGCAGGAUUGGACAAUACGUCAGUUCUACAAGUUACUGAUAACUUUAUAGCUCAACAACCUAAGGUUACUGGUGGCACUUCUGGUCCUGUAAUUGGCUCGCAUUUUGGCUCGCAUUUCGUCACUGCUACUUCCUCUUCCAAUGUUCGCAUUGCUGCCCUUGCUGCCCUUGCUGCCCUUGCUGCCAGUAUCCUAAUUACAUUCAGUGUCUCUCCAAUUCAUCCGACCGUGACAUGUAUAUCUGGCAGCGAAAAUUAUGAUUCAAUUUUGAACUUAAGUUUGUUGAAUUGAACGCUGGGGUGCUCGAUGAGGGGAUGCUUUGACGCGUGUUGUGAGCUGUUUGCGCAGGAUUGUGCUGUUGCCUGAGUUUUUUGGCACCUGCAGAGACUGUUUUUGGACAAUCAUGAGCUGCUGCUGUUUGUGUUCGGUGGUGGUAGUUAGGGGAGUCGCCGACAGUUGCUGGUUAAAGUUCAUAUAAAAGUUUGCAGGACAAUUGCAGGGGAGCAUUGGACAAUAGCUAUUACAAAAUCAAUCAUCUAUGUGAUAGUGCAGAAGACAUUAAAAAAUUUAAGGUUUUGAGAAGAGGACAAAUUGAAGUGAGAGAUUAAGAUCUUUUACAUUUACAGAAAGAGUAGUAAAAAAGAUCUUUCAUAUUGUGUCAUUAUCAAAUUUGCUUUACCAUUUUGACAUGGAACUUCCGAUUGUAGAAACCAUGAAGAGUUAGUUUUAUAAACUAUUUGUAAUUGUGUUUAAUGGAAUCUUUGUAAUAGAUUAGAAGAGCUCUUUAGAAAUAUUAUAUAGCACUCCAGGUAUUUGGUAAUGUUUAUUGAGAUGAAGAAUGAUAUAGUUGAAAAAAAAUCUUGGCAA